Chelonia mydas (Green sea turtle) is the source of this 1028-nucleotide messenger RNA. RefSeq names its product limb and CNS expressed 1 (gene LIX1). Gene Ontology annotation, biological process: autophagosome maturation. The coding region runs from base 146 to 991 and encodes 281 amino acids. NCBI's taxonomy places the organism in Eukaryota, Metazoa, Chordata, Testudines, Cheloniidae. The transcript has 6 exons. The record is from RefSeq and is a predicted model, not a curated record. Gene Ontology annotation, cellular component: cytoplasm.
UUCUGGGCAAUGUCUGAUUGGCAGAUGUUCAAAGAGAUUCUUUAGUAAUCCAGAGCAUCAAUGAACUGCACAAAAUCAGUACAGAACUGGAAUAAUUCAGGCAUGAGGACACUUUGUGGGUACACUCCGGAAAAGCAGAACCAGGAUGGACAGAACCUUGGAGUCUCUGCAAUAUUUAAUUGCCCAAGUACUGCCUCAUAGAGACCCUGCCCUUGUAUUUAAAGACUUGAAUGUCGUAGCAGUGCUGCAGGAAUUCUGGGAGAACAAACAGAAACAGAGAGCUGUAUUUCCAAGUGAAGGCACAGUGGUGUAUGAGUCAUUGAACUUUCCUGGUCCUCCAUUUGUCAGUUAUGUCACCCUACCUGGAGGAAGCUGUUUUGGCAACUUUCAGUGCUGCUUAAGCAGAGCAGAGGCAAGACGAGAUGCUGCAAAAGUGGCUCUGAUCAACUCUCUGUUCAAUGAAUUGCCCUGUCGCAAGAUCACAAAGGAAUUCAUUAUGGAAAGUGUUCAAGAAGCUGUUUCCUCGACCAGUGGUACUUUAAGUGAUGCGGAUGACCCAAGCACAAGCAUCGGGGCCUAUCAUUAUAUGUUGGAGUCAAACAUGGGGAAAACUAUGUUAGAAUUUCAGGAGCUGAUGAUCGUCUUUCAGCUGCUGCAUUGGAAUGGAAGCCUUAAAGCCUUACGUGAAACAAAGUGCUCCCGUCAGGAAGUAAUUUCCUAUUAUUCCCAGUAUUCCUUAGAUGAAAGGAUGAGAAGUCAUAUGGCCCUGGACUGGAUUAUGAAGGAGCAAGAAUCUCCAGGAAUUAUUUCCCAAGAGCUACAAGUGGCCUUGAGAGAGCUGGAGGAAGCCAGGAAAGCUGGACAAGAAUUGCGGUUUCACAAAGAAAAGAAGGAAAUACUGAGUUUAGCCCUAAGCCAGAUCUACAGCGACCAAGUAACCUCAUCCUCAAAUGAUGAUCAAAUGGACCUGGCCUUAAGUGGCUAUCACUAGCACAGCCCUGCUGCCCUGAAGUAGGAUUAUAACACUG